AUGGCCACUUGCGCGAGUGACUCCGGUAGUCCGGUUGUUGUAAAUCGGGUGGACAUAAGUGGUUCCAUGAUAUCGCUGAUUACCGGUGUGGUUUCGUUCGGAACAACCUGUGUUCCCGGUUUGGUCGGAGUAUAUACUAAAGUAAGCGAGUACGUGGAAUGGAUCGAACAAAUGACACAAACGUCAAUGAGUUAUAGAGCGUUCAAAUUCCUUUCAGCUUGUACCAAGGAAAUAAAGUGUUUUAGAAAGCCUGGCGAGCCUAGUAACAUGAACAUAAACCUGUUCAAAACCAACAGUCGGUUUGGUCUUCUGUGGGACGAGCUCGAAGGCUCCCCGAACGAGUGUGGAGCAACAUUGAUCGACUAUCAGUAUCUUCUUACUACGGCUUCCUGUGUAACGACGAGCAAGGGUCACCCGAAGUUUGUCAUUUCCACUCGUGGCGAACGUGUAGCGAUUUCAAAUGUUUACGUGUCGCAUAAUUAUAGUUCACCAACAAAUGACAUAGCACUACUGAAGAUUGACAAGUACGCUAAUCACAAUGUAUACCCGCCCGUUUGUUUAUGGGACCAUCAAAGCGAUGGAGAGUAUCAAUUUUCUCCAGAGUUUAGUGCAUACGGACUGGAGGAACCUAUUGGCGAGUCUAGUGAGUCCCUUUUCGUUACUGAUCGCACUGGUUCGGGAUGUGAGGAGGAGCUGGUAUCGGGAACAGAUUUGCAGUGCUUUCACAACGAGGUACCGCUAAUGCCGGGAGUAUGUUGGGUUGGUCUAUAA
This is a messenger RNA of Anopheles coluzzii, 771 nucleotides long. RefSeq lists its product as uncharacterized. The record is from RefSeq and is a predicted model, not a curated record. NCBI's taxonomy places the organism in Eukaryota, Metazoa, Arthropoda, Insecta, Diptera, Culicidae. Bases 1 to 771 code for a protein of 256 amino acids. Gene Ontology annotation, biological process: proteolysis. Gene Ontology annotation, molecular function: serine-type endopeptidase activity. The transcript has 3 exons.